ACGGCUGCUGUUGUGAAAUUGUGAGACAAAAAUUAAGAAUAAAUUUGGCUUGCACGUGGAAGUGGAAUUAGCACAUUUUCGGGUCCCUUUACAUACAAAGUAACAUCCCUAUUCAGUACGCACGUUACGUUCUUCUAUACGAUUUAUACUCAAAUUGUGAAAUAAUUAAGUUAGUGUAGUGAUUACUUGCCAUUACCUUCCGUGAUCUUAGUCUCUCGAAAACUUCUUGAAGUGAUUAUUGUCUAAGGUGGUUUUUGUGUUCCGUUCUUGAGCUAUAAAUAAGCUUUAACCUUUUAACAUAUUUUCAGUAACAUUCGUGUAAUUUAUGUGCUCCAUCGGAUUUUAUGUCAGUCGUAUGCAUUUGAUUAGUAUAUCAGGUAGUCCGGUUUAGAUCUGAUAUGGAGACAGAAUUUCUUCAUGAUUAUGAGAACUUUUCUAAUUUCGGCUCACAGGGUAGCGGACUAAACUUGAGUGGGACGUUCUUUGAAAAAGUCAGUGAUCAUGAAUUAGCCUUCCAAGAUGACAUUCCUCAACCAGAUUAUUGGCUCUCACCCCUUGAUGACUAUGGCUCAUCAUCCUUAUCACCCACUGCGCUUUCUUUGAGAGGAGACAGCUGUGAUUUUUCGCUUAGAGACUUGGAUCAUGCGUUUGAUGCAACAGAAUUCAAGCAGGCAGAAGAUUUUAACAACUUAGAUUCCUGGAAUUCAGCAACUGAUGAAUUAACAGGAUACCCAGAUUUUCUAUCCAUCAAACAAGAUCCUGAUCAAAACUUUUGUGAUAGUAUACACGAUGCACUAGCUGACUCCUACUCGCGAACAGAAUUUUUUCCAACAGAAGAUGAAAGUCAUAUUGAUGUGGAAACUGUGGAUACUACCUCAGAUGCCUUGGAGCGCAAAAGUGGGCGUCAGUCAUUCCAGCCAUCUGUUUCUUCACCAGUGAGGUCUAACCUCGCAGCCAAACCUGUUAAGCCGUGCUCACUUUUAGAGAAGCAUUUACGAAGCCCUAUCGAGACUAUAAUUAAUGCCGCUCAAAGACCUAACUCUUUAAAUAGCUGUACCAAAUUGAAUAACUGUAGAAUUAUUAGAGAGUCUUCAAUUGAGUCUUCCACUUCAACUAAGCUUAAUGCUCGCAAGCAUAAAAUCCCCAUUGCUCAAGCUAUCCCAGGCAAAAAACAUGAAAGUAGCUCAAACCGAAUGCUAGAUGCAGGGAGGACCCUGAACAGGAACAAGUUAAUUAAGCUGGUUACUACAGGAUCCUCAGGCGAAACAAUCCUUUUAGACCAUGACUAUUGUUCAAAUAAUAGCAAAAGUGGAUUCAUCUCAUCGUCCUCUGAAUCCUAUGAAACGAAGAGGGUCCCUAAUAAGAUCGAGCCAACAUCUAUCCAUUUUUUUGCCAACAAACUCGCUUGUGGUAAAAGCACAAACAAUGCCACCAACCUGAAAGAGACAGCAAGAGAUAGCUCCAAAAUAGGAAGUGGGGGAAUGCCAAAAACAGAAGCAAUUGAUGCUCUGAGCACGACCUCUCUUAAAAUAAACAAAUCCAAAAGCUGUGAUACUGAAACUGCCUUUAGUAAAGAUAUCUUGCCUGGAGACAUUGUUCAAAGUAGUGCAACAAAAAGUUCCGGCAAGACUAGCGUUAAGAUAGAGGAAUCUUAUUGUGAUAAUAAAAUUGCUCAAACUGAUGUACCUGCAAAAAAGAAAUCAUCCCAGAAGAAGCCAGUCUUGGUUUCACUCCUAAACAAAGCGACUGUGAACAAAGACUCGUCGAAAGAGGCACUCUGCGAUGAUUCUGAUCAUGAGAAAAGUAGUUCCUCCAAAUUGGUCGAGUUACAAAAUUUUCACUCCUCAGGUAAGACCAAACUGUCCUCUGAAAAAUUGUUGACUUCAAGAGAAGCUAACAAGCCAAAUAAAAUUAUCGAUAAAGAACGGAAAGACAACAAUGUUUCUAAACCGUUAAGUUUUGAAGUUAGCAGCACAAAACAGAAAGAUAAGUCUUCAACUGAACCUUAUAUGACGGACAAAUUGAACUCAAAGAAAACCAACACUCAACGAGGAACAUGUAUGAGAGCAGAUAAAUACAGGAAUGUAAAGAAAUUGAAUCGGAAAAAUAAGAAACUUCACAAGAGUGCCCAGUAUGUAUCAACUAGUCAUUCUAAAGACUCAUUAAAGAGUGCCAACUGUGUAAAUACUAGCUCUAAGAAUAAUUUUAAGUCUGAUUCAAAUUUACCAUUUCAAAUAAACUCAAAUGUGAUAAGUAGGAAUACAAAGAUGGCAGAUCCCGGGCAGCCCCAACGGGGAACUCUUUUCUCUCAUCAUGAAAAAAAGAAAGAAGCACAGAUAUCAAAUUCCGCGUCCGAAGAAGAAUUAAAGAAAAGUAGCUCACGGAAGAAUAGACUACAGCCAGAAUCAUCCAUUAAUUCUAACAGGCAGAGUGCAAGCAUCCCACCUUCACCGAGCCCAAAAAACGUAGGUGAAUUGUCAUCCACUAAUACUAAAGUUUCACACAAUGCAGAAUCAUCUUGCACUUCAGAGGUAGAGACAAGCACAACAAAUUCAUUGAUAGGCACCAAAGUUCCCACAGAAAGCAAGGAUAUGAGUGACAGUCAUGAAAACAAAUCCUUAUCAGAAAGUCAAUGCAAGGAUAACACCAAACAGCCGGAAUUGAAUGAUGAGAGUAAAUUAGAUAUGGACAAAUUUGUUGAUGCAUUUGACGCCAAACAAGAUACCGAAGAAAUUUCGACUACCUCAAACAACAGUGUAGAAGUCAAUGCCCAGAAUCAGGAGGGUUUUGCUGUUACGGAAAACCUCGCUUUGGUGGAUAUGAAAAAAGAUGAUGGUCAUCAUGAGAAAGCUGGUAGAGGAAAGAAAAGAAAACUGAACCUAUCUGAAUACCGUGAUCGACAACGAAAACGCCUCGAUCCAGGAGUCUUAUUGAUUGCCAAGUGGGAAGUGUCACCUAUUGAUUUAGACAGCAGCAACGACCCUGCGAACCGAAGAUCAUACAAGGAUCUUCUGAAUGAAAUUAAGGAUUUAGAGCCGAAAGUUAUUGAAACAGCAUCCUCUGGCAAUGAUGUAGCAGUUCUUGAAGUGGAGGAAAGAGCUGAAAAUUCAAAAACCUCGGAAGAGAGCGAUGAACAUUCAGAAAUGGCUACUUGUAUCGAAGAGUGUAUGGAAAAGAAAAUUGAAGAACAAAUCCCAAAAACAGAUGAAAAAAAUUCGGGCAAGGGAAGUGAAGCUACAGGAAAGUCCAAAAAAAGUACAUCAGUAGUGGAAAAGAGUAAUGAAGUACAAGAUGGUGUGAAAAAAAACAAAGAAAACAAUGAUGUCAAGAAUGCCAAAAGUACCAAGAGUUCUUCAGCUGAUUCCAAAAAGACCAGUGGAGACAGACCAGGUACCAAGGAGAAUAACCGAAGAGGUGUCAAGAAAAUUGCUCAAGAACCUUCCAAGUCUUCCAAAGAAAGGAAUGAUAAGCGAAGACGCUCCAGCAGUAGUAAUGAUAGUGACCGCAGCUCUGAACAUUCAAAAAAAUGUCGUUCCUCCCGAUCCUCAAGUGCUUCCAAAAAUUCCACGAGACGAAAUGGUCGUAGGACACCCAUUAGUUAUCGACCCAGUUCCAGAUCCUCAUUUUCAUCUAAUAGCUCUAGCUCCAGCACCAGCACCUCUUCUCGAUCUUCUUCCAGAUCGAGAUCAAAUUCUAGGUCCAGGAGCUACGGAAGUAGAAGUUACAGGUACCGAAGUGACUAUCGGAGAAGAAGUAGGGAUGGUGAUAGAUGGAGUAGAGAUCAUCACAGGUACCAAGAUUGGGAAGAUAGGCGUAGAAGCAGAAGCAGAAGUAGACAUAAUAGACGGAGAAGUAAAGACAGCAGACGAAGGAGCCGUGAAGAUAGGCCUAGAAGCAGAGACAACAGUCGUCGAAGCAAGAAUUACCAUAGAGGUCGAUCAUCGAGCUCUAGCAGGAAAACAAGGUCAAUUUCACCUAUUAGAUCAGAAGUCUACAGGCCGCUGGUUCAAAGAAACUACAAUAUUUCGGUUCAAGAUAAAGCCAUUGCUGAAGGUCGCAUGAUUUAUGUAGGAAAAAUCAGCCGGGGCACAACUAAAUCUGAUUUGUGUGACAGAUUUGAAGAAUUCGGACCUGUGUUAGAUGUCAGCCUACACCUAAGGACUACAGGGUAUAGUUAUGGAUUCAUAACGUACAAGUACGCUUGUGACGCCAGAAGCGCAAUCAAACAUGGCAAUGACAACAAGUCUCUUCCUGAGUAUGAAAUUGGUUAUGGCGGAGGACGUCAAGUGUGCAGCAACAGCUACUCUGAUUUAAUAGAAUUAUAUGGUUUGGUAAACCUGGGAUAUAGUCCAUAUGAUAGUGUCAGCACAGCUAGCCCAGUAGUGUAUGACGGUGCCAGCAAUAGGAAGGAAGAAGAGGAUUCUUUCGACGCACUUUUGCAGGAUUUCCGCCGUGCUGUUGCUGAACGGACUCAAAAAGAAAUUUGACACGCUCAUAACAGUUUUGUGUUACCAACAUUUAUAGUCGACUUUAUAUUAUGUCCAUUAUUUUAGUCAUUUUUGAGUACUUAGUCUGCUUAAGAGCUAGCUACCUGGAAUAUUUAAGUUACCGGAAGAUGUCUCAUCUAUCCUUGGUGAUAUAAAGUUACUUAUUAUUCUUUUAUUCUUGAAAAUGCUGUUAGUUCUUCGAUAGCUUACAGCAUUUUGUCCAUUUGAUAAAAUAUUUUUGUUUGUUUUUUCUUUUCCAAAAUCUAAGUCAGUUGAUUUUUAUUUUAACUCCGACAUUAAAUUUUAGGUCAUUUAAAACCAGAAAACUCUUCAUCUAAUAUUUCAGUCAAAAGUCAAAGUAUAGGUACUUAAAGAAUGCACUGUGCAUGCUCUCUGUUUCUUUAUUUGUCUCUCUUUGCUCCUGUUUCCUUCCUUUUUUCUUCCGAUUUAAGACAUAUUUAUUCGGUAGAAUGAAAAAUGAGGAAAAUAUAGAACAAUGAAAAAUGAGGAAAAUAUAGAACCCUGCCUUAAUAACGUUAGACUGCUAUCCCCUACACAUUAGUUUUGCUCCUCUCUGUAAGGACCUCUUUCCUUAUCUCAACUGGUUUUGUUUCUGCAGAACAAAUGGAUCUUUCGGUAAGGGCUCGUCUAGAUGAAAUUGAUCGAAGUAGAUGGGUAUAGUUGGGCCCUGCGCUAUUCCUACUUUUUUAUGCCUAAACAAAUCUGAACCUCUCCUUUAGAGUUUUGUCCAUCUUUUGGUAUUAGCACUGAUCUCUCAUUUGAUCGUUUCUGUUCAACCUUGUAAGAACUGUUUUGAUUUUCAAGUAACUUAGCUGUGGAAUUUGUUUUUAUCCAAAGUGAGAAGAAAAUGGAUAGCUAGACCCUAUUAUCUGGCAGGUAUUUUAACAGUUUUUACGUCAGCCAAGGCCAACUAAAAAGUGCUUCACUCUCUUUUGCAAAAGAGUUGUUUUUUCCCCCAGAAAUAUUUCACUCUCAACUAAGCACUCAAUUCUAAUUUUUUCUCUGCAACCCUUAUUGGAGAUAAUUUUUAUUAUGCCUUUCUCUCAAUAUUGGAAAGCCUUAUCUAUGCCAUACUUUUUCUACGUGCUUCCUUCUCUUUCAACUCACACCUCUAAUGUCUCAGAGAAAAAUGUGCAACUUUGUGAAAUUAGCUUUAAAACUUACCAAAUUAGUUUUAAUCGUUUUCUUCUUUUUUUCCUCUGUAAAUUAUGUUCAAUGUGUUCCAAGUAAACGUUCCCUUGUACUUGUAGAUAUUAAAUCUGAACUGGGAACAGUGGUCUAUUUUGCAUGUAGGCACAGAAAAAGAAGAAACAUUACGAGUUCUUUCACAGACCAACUUCAAAGAUACCCUUUUAAUCACCAUUUCUACUUGAUGCAAAAGAACUCAUGUUAGCAGAAAUAAUUCAAAAAUUAAUUCAAUUAAUUAAAAAGUUUUUUAUUCAUUUCCUUGAAUGUACAAUCAUAUGAGUGUCUGAUUGUCCUAUCUGACCAAAAGGACCUCUAUUUUAAAGACUGAGCACAAAAAGUUUUUUUUACUGUAAGAGCUGAUUAAAGGGAGUUGGAUAUUGCAGUCAUUUUUUGAUACAUUUCUGGGUACUCUGUAAAUUUGUAGUAUCCACCCAGAUAAAGGCUUAAAAUUUUAAAUUACAUAGUAUCAUUUCUUUUUCUUCCUACGUUUUCCAGAAGAAAAAUUUAUUUUUUUAUGCUAAUACUGAAGAAAGAAAACAAUGUAGUGGACACUGAAUGUGUGCAAGUGUAGGCAAGAAGCAGCUAGCUUCUCUGCCUCUCCUCUCGCCCAGGAGUACCAACUGGUACAUUAUCCACUGAGGGUUCAAAAUGGACUUCUAAUAUCCUUCAAUCAACCUUGAAGCUCUUCUUUUUUGUCUCGUGGAUUUGCCGCAACAUGUCUUUUUUCUUUAAGCACCUAACAAGAUGGUCUCUGCAAAAACUCGAUUUUUUCCCCCUCCUUGUGCAUGUGUUAAAAAAGGAUGACGAUUUUCUGUAAGGUUGAAAAAAGUUGCUGCAGGAAGUAGUAAGUUCCCAACUUAUGAAUGAUCAGGCAAAUAAUUGUAUGGUUAAGGGAGGUAUGUGCGGAAACAUCCGUUAAGUUUAGGGUCCUCUCAGUCUCAUCUUAGGCUUUUUAUAAGAACUCAUGGUUCAUAUUUAGUUCAAAGAUAUUUAAGUUGUUCAUUAUUAUUAAACUAUGUUUUUUAUGUUAUUAUUUAAGUGACCUUAUUCUUUAUAUAUUUUUGUUCCUAAGCUCUU
Messenger RNA from Bemisia tabaci, 6773 nucleotides. RefSeq lists its product as uncharacterized. Gene Ontology annotation, molecular function: transcription factor binding; RNA binding. The record is from RefSeq and is a predicted model, not a curated record. NCBI's taxonomy places the organism in Eukaryota, Metazoa, Arthropoda, Insecta, Hemiptera, Aleyrodidae. Gene Ontology annotation, biological process: positive regulation of transcription by RNA polymerase II. Gene Ontology annotation, cellular component: nucleus.